Molecule: messenger RNA, 2644 nt
Organism: Chinchilla lanigera (long-tailed chinchilla)
Lineage: Eukaryota; Metazoa; Chordata; Mammalia; Rodentia; Chinchillidae
Product: translation initiation factor IF-2-like
Source: RefSeq, a predicted model, not a curated record
GGCCGGUCCCCGGAGGCCUGCGGGCGCCGCGGGCGAGCGCCUUCCCAGCCCUCAGCGCUGCGUGCCGGGAUUCUCGACCGAGCCCGCAGGCAGGCCGCGCGCCCAGUCGGAGGCCGCGCUGCAUCUGGGCUUCCAGUUCGCAGCGGAUGUGGGGCUCGGAGCGGCCGUACUCCGGGAAGGCACGGAAACCGCAAUCUGCGGGGAGGGAGGAGGGCCAGGGCCGGAGAGGAAGGGGGCCGCGCGAGCGGGGGCUUCCCGGAGGGCUGGUUCGGGCCCAGCUUCGCCCUGAGCCCGGACUGUGUCAGUGCUGGGCCCCGCGGGGCUCGGCCACGCACCUGCCGGGCUCCCACCCCCCGGAGAGUGAGGGCAGCCUGGCCGCGGGCCCCCGCCUGCCCGCCCCGCACCGCCGGCCGUCCUGGGACAGUGCAGGGCGGGUGAGGAAGUGCACACCCGCCGGCCGCGCGCCCUUGCCGCACUUUGGCCCGGCCUGGCCCGGAGCCUGCUUUCUCAUCUCUGAGCUCCAGAGCUGUGUCCCAUCUUGGCUCUAAAACCUGUUUUCUCAGCCGAGAGCCACCCAGGUGGAACGUCGUGGCUAUGGGCCUCAGGGUUUCCUCUGCCUUUGGGGAGGAUGAGGAAACCUCCAGGCCCCACCGCGGCCAGCCGUGUGCCAUGCCAGCUGUCAGCAGUGUGACCAUAGCUGCAGGCCUCCUGGGCCAGCCCCACCCCCUGGGGGUAGGAGGGCACGGGUGGGUGGAAAGGCCACCUGGAAGGCGCCUCUGCCCCGCCCUGACUGGCCCACCGGAGAGCAAGUGGAGGUGUGGCGCCUGGCACAGAGUUUGGGUUUCUGGCUUUGACAGAUCCACAAUCAGAGAAGCCAGGAGUGAGGGUAGCCUGCUCUUGCAGGCCAGGCAGGCCAGGCAGGCCAGGCAGGGCCAGAGCAGAAGCAGGCUGCUGAGCGGCGAGAGGCAGGACCCAGGCCCAAGAGUCCACCGCCCACUGGUAAACACAGGCUGCUUGGGACCGGGGGAGAGCGGCGUCCCUGGGAGGGGAGGCCAGGGUAGGGACCAGGCUGUGCCCAGGGAGAUGCAGGGCAGCACGGCCCAUCUGCCUGUCCAGCUGUGAUGGCCCAGCGCGGCUCAGAGCUCAGCUUACUCAAAGAGCAGGAGCCCUGCCCUCCUUUUCCUGUCAGCGGUCAACCACAGGUGUGCUCUGGAUGGAGCCAGUGGCCCAGGCGGCCCCUCAUGUCCACUACGCAGGGGGCUCACAGCUAGGCAGAAGGACACACCCAUCCCGCCCCCCUCAGCAGCUGCCGAGGGGGAGGCUCCCGGCACUUUGGUGCUGCGCAACCCCUGCCAUCUGGGUGCCGGGCAGUGAGCACUGGGGGUGGCCGGCUCUUCCUCCAGGGCCAGGUUUCCAGGGUGACCUGGCCCCACAGCCCAGGCAAGCCUCACAGAUCUGGUAACCGGAAACUGCCUCGCCCCCAGCUCCGCGUGGCCUGGGGCAUUAGCCCCAGCGAGGUGGGGUAGGGAGGUCGGGGCACAAGCUGUUCCCAUGGGGGCCGUCCACUUGGCUCUGCCUCCCCAGGGCCCCUCCUGCCUGGGGACUUAGCACUUAGACCUCUGCCCAGGUUAGGGCCUGGUCGUGACCUUCAUGUACCAUGUGAGGAGGGGGCUGCGUGCCGCCGGGGUCAAGGGACCAAGAGCUGCCUGUGUGGGAGGGAGUUCUGGAAACCCCUGGACACAGACGUGAGCUGCUGUCUCACAGGCCGCAUCUGCUUUAAUUAGGCCCGGAAGACAACAGGAUUCCAGGCAGAGGCAACAGCCCGUGCAGGUGCACAGACACUGCCCUAGGGAGAGGAGUGUUCCGCCAUGGUGCACGAGGGCCACUAACGGGCCUGGCACGCAGGAGGGAUGUUUGUCCUCCUGCCAGCCCAGUGCAGCCAGGUGCCUGGCUCCCCCGGGAGCCCUCCCACCUGUUUGGGCCCAGCUGUUCUGAGGCCAGCCCCCAGGGGUGGCAGAGAGGCCCUCCAUGACGGACAGGCAAGGCGGGGCAGGCAGAGCCGGGCACGCUGGCGCACUCCUGUCAUCCCACCACUCCAGGGGCUGAAGCAGGAGGGUUGAGGCAAGUUGAGAGCUGCAGGCCAUCGCGACCAUCACAGCAAGACCCUGUCAGAACAAAUAAGUGAAAGGCCCGAGCCUGACCCAGGUCUCCGGAGAACCCCUGACUGGUUGAGCCAUCUCUGGGCUAGAUUUUCAACUCAGUCUGCUUAUCUGAGCAAGGGGGUGGGCGAGGCGGGGGCUGCAAGAGCCACCUGCAGGGGCCUGGUGACGCUGACCGGUGUGGCCCUGACCAUGGGGGAUGGGUGGGCACUGGGGACACUGUCACGGACUGCAGCCGGCUCAGUGGGACCGGGAGGAGAGGGAGGGUGGGCAGAGCAGCCCUGGAAGAGAGGUCCAGCUCUCCUGCUCUGGCUGGACCCACAAAGCACCAGGAGCCAGGAGAAACGACUGUUUGGGGGUGCCAGGGCAGGUUGGGGGUGGGAGCGCCCCGCCUGGGACUGGAAGUGAUCCCGCGGCCACCUCCAAGGACAAAAUAGCAGGCUAGGAGGAAAGUGCAGAGGGCUGACCCCCUGUGGGGCUGUUCC